Molecule: messenger RNA, 1137 nt
Organism: Neoarthrinium moseri
Lineage: Eukaryota; Fungi; Ascomycota; Sordariomycetes; Amphisphaeriales; Apiosporaceae
Exons: 2
Coding region: 1-1137 (378 amino acids)
Source: RefSeq, a predicted model, not a curated record
AUGAGUGAUACAGCUCAAUCAGCCGGCCGAGCAACAUUGCAGCCGACGGUUUCGACAACAUCGACUGCAUUAAUUCCCACAACAAGCCAGGUAUUGUCUAGCUCCGUAGCGAGCUCGUUGUUGAACUCGCAAGGCGUAACUGACACGGCCAAUUCAACUACGACGCCCGGAACAAAUGCGACGACAAACACAACAAUAUCCGCAGCGACAUCCGCAACGACAUCCGCAACAGCAUCGGGGAUAGCUGCUGCUGUGGCCCCUGGUGUUUCUCCUGGAGUUACCGCGGCAGUUGCUAUAAUAUGCACGAUCGUUGGAGCUGCUAUAGCCUCAAUUAUUUUUCUGAUUCUGCGGAGGCGUUCGAAGUCCAGCCCACACUCAUCGCAAUCUCCAGCUUUACCACAACAAUCUUCCAGAAAGCUGUUCGAUGAACUGCCUCAGUCAGUAGACCACCACGAACUGCGAACGGAUAUAGCCAAUCUGGAGACCUCGAUCAAGAAUUUUGUGGACAACUUCUUUCACGACGGCCCCCUGCAAGAGGUCAACCUUAACAAUACUGCCUUUACUACCUUGACAACCUGGACUCCAUCUGUGUCGAGCAAAGGAUGGAGCAGUCUACUCAUCGAUACAAGAACAAGAAACACUGCCCUGAGAGCACUCAUCGCAAGAGCAAUAUUCGAUCGCAUUCGCCCGACAGGCGAUCCGAAGACAACAUUGCUACCACCAGGCGUGGUUGAGUGCUAUACCAGCAUGAUCUCCAAGCGGAAAGGCGUGAAAGAUCUCGAGAACGCCUGGCGCAGUCUUACAGGAAAGCUGUUGGACAAUAAUCAAGUAUCCGUUCUAACAGACCGCGUGCACGAUGAGCGCCAUCGACAACUAAUGCUCGAUAUCGACCGACCGCUUCGCCAUUUCAGAAACAGAAGGCCGCAUGAUAGAUAUCAGGAGAUGCUCCAAUCUAUCCUACACGAGGGCGCGUUAUUUGGUCUUAAAAUCUUUUCUCAGUUUGAGCGAAUCGAGAUCGUAUGGGAAUCGCCCAGUGGGCGACCUUUGGUUGUUUUCCCACGGGUUACCCAACACAUGAGUACAAACGACAAGGAAUACGCAUCCCCUGUAGAAGUCACGAAGCUGAAGUAUGCAUAA